UCUAUUUCUUUUCACUUCUUAAUGUUUACACGGACUUGCAGCUUCUUUGCCACCGAGAUUCGUUAGAAAUCGGAACCGAACGGGCCGUUUUCUCCCCGGUUCGGUUAUGAACUGAGCUCCUCCGACCCGGGCAGCUGUUGGCCGACUUUAGGACCAUGCAGGCUUUGAGCUCCUCUGCAGUCCUGCAGCUUUUUGGCUUCCUGAUUGGACUGAGCAGCUCCCUGGACCCCAGAGACCCCAACGUGUGCAGCCUGUGGGAGAGCUACACCACCUCGGUGAAGGAGUCCUACUCUCACCCCUACGACCAUGUGACGGAGGAGCCGUGCUCAGACCCCCGGACCUCUUUCCGAUGCUCCCGUCACAGGAUCACCUAUAAAACGGCGUACAGGCAGGCGGUGAAGACCGAGUACCGCAGGCGGUACCACUGCUGUCCAGGCUACUAUGAGAGCGGAGGCCGAUGUGUUCCUCACUGCAGCCAGGAGUGCGUCCACGGCCGCUGCGUCGCUCCCAACCGCUGCCAGUGUGAGAAAGGAUGGCGAGGCGACGACUGCUCCAGCUCCUGCGACGACAGACACUGGGGUCCAAACUGCCGCAAGGAGUGCAAGUGUGAGAACGGCGCGCUCUGCGACCCGGUCCGGGGCGUCUGCCAGUGUCCGCCCGGGUUCAUCGGACGCCUCUGCGAGGACUCGUGUCCGGCCGGGACCUUUGGGAAGGGCUGCCAGCAGAAGUGCAAGUGUGGCAACGGAGGAUCCUGCAACAAAGCAACAGGAGAAUGCACCUGUCAGAAGGGAUUCACCGGGACUUUCUGUGCGAAGACGUGUAAAGGCUCAUGCCAGCCGAGAUGCCCCUGCCAGAACGAGGGCCGCUGUAAGGGCAACGGGGUCUGCGCCUGUCUGGCUGGAUGGACGGGUGCGAUCUGCACGGAGCAAUGUCCAGAGGGACGGUUUGGGAAGAACUGCUCAGAGGAGUGUGUUUGCCACAACGACGCUAAAUGUGAGCCCUUAACUGGACGCUGCCAAUGUAGAGAAGGUUUCACUGGCAACAGGUGUAAUGAGGAGUGCCCUGCAGGUACCUACGGCCAGGACUGUAAAGGUGUGUGCAACUGUGCAAACGGCGCGCGCUGCUUCAACAUCGACGGCAGCUGCUUUUGUGAGCCCGGAUUCAGCGGGCCGCAGUGCAGGAACCGGAUGUGUGCGCCUGGGAACUACGGCAUGCACUGCGAGCACAAAUGUCUCUGUGAGGAGAAACACACUCUGAGCUGCCAUCCGAUGAAAGGCGAAUGCACCUGCCAGCCGGGCUGGGCGGGUCUGUUCUGCAACGAGACGUGUCCUCACGGUUUCUACGGCGACGGCUGCAUGGAGCCGUGUCUGUGUGUGAACGGAGGCGUGUGUGACAGCGCCACGGGACGAUGCCACUGCUCCCCCGGAUUCACGGGCGUUCACUGCGAGAGUCCCUGUAAAAGCGGCGUCUACGGGAAGAACUGCUCCCUGGAAUGCUCCUGUGAAAACUUUAUCGACUGCUCACCGGUCGACGGCACGUGCUUCUGCAAAGAGGGCUGGCAAGGCCCAGACUGCUCCGUCCCCUGCGCUGACGGCACCUGGGGCCCUGGGUGCAACGCCACCUGCCGCUGUACCAACGGGGCCAAAUGUGACCCGGCAGACGGAUCGUGCAAAUGCUCAGCUGGAUGGCAGGGGGCGCUCUGUGACCAGCCCUGUGGCAUGGGCUCGUUCGGGCCGGGCUGCCUGAAGAGGUGCGACUGUAUCCACAGCAGCGGUUGCCAGGCGACCAGCGGGGAGUGCCACUGUCUGCCAGGUUGGACGGGGCCACACUGCAGCGAUCCGUGUCCGGAGGGCCUGUGGGGCCCCCACUGCAACCGCUCCUGCUCGGACCACUGUCCCAACAGCGACACGUGUCUGAGGAAAACCGGGGAGUGUGUGUGCCGGCCGGGCUACUGGGGCGCCGCCUGCCAGAACAAUUCCUCUGAGCGGGUGGGCAGCGUCAUGGUCCCUCUGCCCCCGGGGGAGAGGGAGUCGUGGGGCGCCAUCGGCGGCAUCGUGGUGCUGGUCCUGCUGGUGGUGAUGCUGCUGGCUCUGCUGCUGCUCUACCGGCGCCGGCAGAAGGAUAAGCAGAACCACACGCCCACCGUCUCCUUCUCCACCAGCCGCACCGUCAACUCCGAAUACGCCGUCCCAGAUGUUCCCCACAGCUACCAUCAUUACUACUCCAACCCCAGCUACCACACGCUGAGCCAGAACCGGCCGCCGCUGCCGCACCUCCCCAACAACCACGACCGCGUCAUCAAGAACACCAACAACCAGCUGUUCCACAGCGUGAAGAACGCAGCCAGGGAGCGGCGCGGCCUGUUCGGGGUCGAGACCAACGCCACUCUGCCUGCAGACUGGAAGCAUCACGAGACCCGCAAAGGUUCAGGAGCGUUUGGCAUCGACCGGAGCUACAGCUACAGCGCCAGCCUCGGAAAAUAUUACAACAAAGAGCUGAAGGACUUGGUGGCGGCGAGCAGCAGCUCUCUGAACAGCGAGAACCCGUACGCCACCAUCAAGGACCUGCCCGGCCCGCCGUUCUGCCCCCCGGAGAGCAGCUACAUGGAGAUGAAGGCGGCCGUGCCGCGGGAGCGAGCGUACACCGAGAUCAGCCCGCCGCCGUUCAGCAUGGCCACGCUGCGCAGAGAGCGGCAGAGCUCCCUGGGUCACGGCCCUCAUGACGACCCCCAGAGCCACUACGACCUCCCUGUGAACAGCCACAUCCCGGGACACUACGACCUGCCUCCGGUGCGCCGGCCGCCCUCGCCGCGCAGAACGCUGCAGUGAGAGGCGCCGCGGGGUCACCAAACUCCCUUUGGGCUGAUGGACAAGAACAGACUGUUUGUUCUUCACCUACAAACUCAGUAAGGUCCUGUUUGAGGGCAGCACUGCCCCCCUGUGGCCAUCAGAUGGUACUGCUCCCACCAGGACUGAAGAACCAGGAAACCAGGAGCUUUACUGCAACGUGAUUUCAUCUUUCAGUUUUCUCUUCUGACUUCAUUGAAGUAGAAAACAUUAUAAACCAAAAUAAGAAAAAUGCAGCCGGCAGCUUCUCAAAAACACUAAAGAUUCUGAAUACGUCAUGAAAGCCAAAGAAAAGCUUCGAUCUCCAGGAUUAUUGGGAAAACUUUGUACAUAUGGAAGUAAAUAUAGUGUCACCACAAGGAACAUUGUACAUAAACAAACAGCUCUCCGGAUUUACAAAUCAUGGUUAUUUGGUGUCAUGCAGUAUUUAAAGCUGGAGUAUGUAACAGAUAUGAAAAAUAUUUUAUUUUACAUAUUUGUUAAAACUGUCAUGAGUUUGAUUUGAGACAGAUAAUCUGAAGGCAGAGGAGUUCAGUUUUUUUCAUGGUGUCACUACUUAGCGACAGUUUCAAUAAAUAUUAAAAUGUAUAUAUUUUUUGUAUAAGUUACAUACAGAAACCUUAAUAAUACAUUUUAAAUGUCAAAGCUCAGUAAGGAUAUUUUCAUACAGUCUGGUAGAUUUGAUUCAAUUUGGUAACAGAAUUUGAAACAUUUGUUACAUUUUCAGCUGCUUUUUACUUCCACUGCACUGUGUUGAAGAAACCAAACCCUCUACAAACCUCACAAACAUAAACAGAGUCUAUGCUAGCACUAGACUCUGUUUAUGUUUGUUAUGGUUGUAUUUACCCAGAAUCCCCUGCGCCGUAGUUCACUUCCUGCUUUUGUCCACUUGUCAUUCACAUAUACAUCUGAACCAGAAUUCAAUUCAACAUGGAUUUUAGAGUUCAUUACAGAUUCACACCUCACUAAUCAAACUGGACUUUCAAGGCAAACAGUUUGUUGGUUUUGGUUUCUCAAACCUUUCUGGAGAACAAACCCCAAACAAACCCCUCUGACUUUCUCAACUCGAGUCAACGUUUUACUGUUGGAGUUAUGAGCCUUGUGAUCAUUCAUCAUGCUGGAUAAUCGCCAAACUCUUGAUGGUUUGAUUUUGAAGAAGUUGCUCGACCUUUAACUUUUGAUCCAACUCAAUCUUGGGAGAACGUCUUCUGAGAAGAACCAAACAUGGAUUGCAGACAUCAACUUCUCCACCCUGUACAGCUCAUUUUCAGAAUCUCUUCUGCCCUCAACGGACCAGAAACAGAAGUUUUCACCCAUCUGUCUGCAGAUCUGCUGAGCAAGCUCUGCACUGGUGGCAACAUGAAUGACUCUACAGCAGCUUCCAGAGGAUUCUUUGCAGCUCAACUUGAACUUCUUGAGGAUCCAGAAACUUUCCUCCAGCUGCAGAGUUGUUAUCACUGUUGUAAUGACAACAGAAAUAAACGAUAAACACGUCAGCAAUCCGCUAAUUAGAUGCACAAGUUUCCAGCUGGAGUCUUCCUGAAUGGAGUUUGAUUAACUUCGUGUCAAGUGAAAAUAGUUUUAUUAAACGUUUUGCAAUUACAAGAUAUUUUCUCAACCUGAAGCUGUAAAGGUCACAGAUUAGAGCCCGGAGUUUUUCCUGCACCAUUAAAUGUUUAAUGUCAUUUCUCAACAAAUUAACUUCCUUCAGGUUCAUAACUGACGAAUAUUACAGAGCAGGUCUGUUACCUACAGUCUUCGGUUAAAUAAACUGUUUUUGUAAAAGAGUUCACAGUUCAAAUAUUUUACUGACUCAAACGGUUGGGAGAAAUGUACAAAAACAGACUUUUAAAAACUUCACAUUCCUCCUUUUUUCAUAAAUGACUUAACAUUCUCAGAGCAGUCAAACCUUUUCAGGAUUUUAACAUUUAAAUGCUGUUUCAAACUUUAUUAGUUACAAAAAAAUAAAUAAAUAAAAAGCCCUGAAUGUCAAAUUAGCAACAAAAUACAUCUGACUGCAUUAUAUAAUUAUAACUAUUGAUUUCCAUCAUUACAGAAAUCUCUACAGUCACUGCAAAAAUAAAAUGUUAAAGUAUUUAUGUUUAGUUUCUACUCCAAAUAACUUAGUACACUUGAAUUAAGACAAAUAGUGACUUUUCAGCAACAGGCUUGUUUCAAUUCUUCAAUGUAGAUGCAGAAAUAUUAAAUUGUUUCACUUAAAAUGGGAAAAACGUGUUGAGUGAAAAAAAAUGCCAGUGGAAUUAAUACUUUAUUUUGAAAAAUUGACUUAAAACAACUUCCUGUAUGCGGCUGGAAAAAUUAAAGUUGAUUUUAUUUCAUGUGACAAACUGGAACCAAAAUCCUGAAGAUUCUGUUUUUGCAGUGAAGUUUAAGAAAUCAUUUUUGUCAGUGUUGCAUUUUGAAGUAGUGACAUCAGAAAUAAAGUUUCUGCCUUUCUGCGGUGAUCAUGGAGACGUGACCACCAGGGGGCGCCAAACGUUUGUGAAUAUUCAUUAUUUCAUAGUUUUCCAUAGAGCAGAUCUUCAGUUAAAAACAGUUUCUCUGAUUCCACCUGAAUGUAUUUUGUGUUGUAAAUAUUUUUAAACAUGUAAUCUUGUAUUUCUGAAUGUAACUGUGGGUACAUAGAAGUGUUUGUAUGAUACAAAUAAAAUUGUUUGCACUUUU
Messenger RNA from Gambusia affinis (western mosquitofish), 5531 nucleotides. It is a transcript of the gene pear1, whose product is annotated as platelet endothelial aggregation receptor 1. Gene Ontology annotation, cellular component: membrane. The transcript has 20 exons. Lineage: Eukaryota; Metazoa; Chordata; Actinopteri; Cyprinodontiformes; Poeciliidae. Gene Ontology annotation, molecular function: protein binding. The coding region runs from base 156 to 2828 and encodes 890 amino acids. The record is from RefSeq and is a predicted model, not a curated record.